UUGUUUACCUAAUUUGCACGUGGGCGGUCGUACAUACAUUCUACAGACAGAAAGAUUGGCUAAUCUGACGUUUAUCAGUAUUUUUAAUCAUAUUCAGAAACUUUCAUACAUCCUAGACAUGCAUACUCAAACGUUCCUAUUUGCCCUUCUGCUCUCUGCAUGUUGCCUAUUCUAUAUGGGUGAGAGCAAACUGUCUUGUUAUCAUUGUACAAAACAGAUAACGGAUAAAACAACAACAUCGUACAUGGAAUAUAACACUGGAACUCAGGCCAGCGAGUGCGCAGAAAAGGAAUGCAGUGAUGACACCGAUGAAUGCUUCUCGCUUACAACAACAGCAUCAUCGGAAGGGGAGACAAGUGUUAGUGUACACAUGAGCUGUGGAACAACAACUAAGGAUGAAGCUUGUACUGAAGUCGGUGGCCUAAACGUGGCUACUUGCAAGUCUGAUUGGACAUGGAAGAUCUGCAAGAAAGAUCUGUGCAACAGCGGCAGUGCAUUUCAACCUAUGCUGAUUCUGAUGGCUUUAACAAUUGUUGCAGCCUUGUUUUCAUAUUAGAUUAUUUCCUUCAUUAUUUUUAACACCAGUUUAAAAGAAGCGAAUUUUAACUAUUAUCAACUUUGAGUAUACUGAGCUGAGCAGACUCUACAUUUGUAAUAGACAUUUUUAUGGUUAGAACCCUUUGAAUGCUUUC
Messenger RNA from Bolinopsis microptera, 692 nucleotides. RefSeq lists its product as uncharacterized. The coding region runs from base 119 to 556 and encodes 145 amino acids. Lineage: Eukaryota; Metazoa; Ctenophora; Tentaculata; Lobata; Bolinopsidae. The record is from RefSeq and is a predicted model, not a curated record. The transcript has 4 exons.